UUAGCGAUUUUGGAUAUUAGGGUUUAGAGAAACCACCAGCGUAGAAGCAGCCACCAGGGAGAAGCAACAAUGGUUCUCAAGACUGAACUCUGCCGAUUCAGUGGUGCAAAGAUCUACCCAGGAAGAGGCAUCAGAUUUAUUCGUAGUGAUUCACAGGUUUUUCUAUUUGUGAACUCAAAAUGUAAGAGGUAUUUCCACAAUCGUUUGAAGCCUUCGAAGCUCACAUGGACUGCCAUGUACAGAAAGCAACACAAGAAGGACAUAGCUCAAGAAGCUGUGAAGAAGAGACGUCGUGCUACCAAGAAGCCAUACUCUCGGUCCAUUGUUGGUGCUACACUGGAAGUCAUUCAGAAGAAAAGAGCUGAGAAGCCUGAAGUUCGAGAUGCAGCUAGGGAAGCUGCUUUGCGUGAAAUCAAAGAGAGGAUUAAGAAAACAAAGGAUGAGAAGAAAGCCAAGAAAGCAGAAGUAGCAUCUAAGGCACAAAAAUCAGGCAAAGGCAAUGUUCAGAAAGGUGGUUUGCCCAAGGGUCCUAAAUUGGGUGGUGGUGGCGGUAAACGUUAGAUAGUUGAGUUGCAAUUUUGGCUGUAAUUUCAAUACACUUGUUUUUAAACCUCUAAAUUGAUAUUUUAUUUGCUUGAUUAGCUAACCUUAUUAUAAACCGUGUUUGGAGCUUCAGACAGCACCUUAUUACCGAAUGCAAUUUACUAGCAAUUCUAUAUUUUGUUUGUCAAA
Molecule: messenger RNA, 732 nt
Organism: Vicia villosa (hairy vetch)
Lineage: Eukaryota; Viridiplantae; Streptophyta; Magnoliopsida; Fabales; Fabaceae
Product: large ribosomal subunit protein eL24
Exons: 5
Coding region: 70-561 (163 amino acids)
Biological process (GO): cytoplasmic translation
Cellular component (GO): cytosolic large ribosomal subunit
Molecular function (GO): structural constituent of ribosome; mRNA binding
Source: RefSeq, a predicted model, not a curated record